AUGUCAGAUGCAAUAAAUACGAAGCCGUUGCCUUCACCUCCAGAGGCACUACCUAAAGUGAGACCACAACCAAACAGAAACUCCAAAGAUAAAGAAGCAGAUGAUGUUGAAGAGGACGAUGAUUUUGAAUUCUUUCACGAGUUCAAACGUGAAAAUGUUAAGGGAAUCAUACAUCUCAUUACAGCAGAGAUCAAACAAAAGGGUUUGGAUACGGAAUACUUAAUGAUCCCUUUCAGACCAGAACAAACAAAUGAAAAAUUAUUAAAAUUACUUAACCAAUUGUUCCCCCAAGGGAAUGGUAAACCCGUGCAUGAAUCCCAUCAAAAGAAAAUAGUCUCUAAAUAUGAUGAAUUCACUUUAUUUCAAGCUUUAAAAUACAUAUGGUGUAGGCUACCAAAUGCCGAAAUAGUGGGUUGGAAAUCAUACCUAGAAUUUAAAUAUAGAGAAGAGGAUUUGAAAUUCCCACAGAAGGCCUUUUUAGAACUAAUGCCACAAUGUUUGGCAUCACCAAAUCAUGCAUCCAUCGUAUACGACUUUUUCGAUCUCAUAGUAACGUUGGCUUCUAACUCACGUGUAAAUAAGAUGAGUGCAAGGAAAAUAUCUAAAAUGUGUGCCAUUUGGGCCUUUAAUGGUCCUCCAGCCACUGCAUCAACCACAGAUUCUCAAAUACCGGAUUUCGGAAGUACCAAAAAUAGGCCAAAUAAUUCGUUACAGGAUGGUUUAGAUGAAUGGAUCCCCGGGUCAGAUGCAAUGUUUCAUUUAUUGCUAGCUUUCUUGAAAAGUUUUGUUCCUGAAGAUUUGGAAUCUUCCAAAUUGCCAAAGUCUUUAAAGAGUCUUUUAUUCAAUAAUGAAUAUCCGCCAGCUGAAUCAACAGCUUAUUCAUCAGAGACGAUAUUGACUAUUCCCCUAGUGACUUUAAAAACUGACAAAUUUUCUAGAAAACCGUGGCAAUUAUUAGAGCGAUGUAAUGAACUAUUAGAUUUCCAAGAUCACGAUGCAUUUGAAGCCAGAGAGGACUAUGCACUACUGAAGUCAUUAUUUAGAAAGAAAAACAAUGUGGAGGGCAUCAGCCGAAAGAUGUCACAAGAAUCGAGAAGAUUAAUGAAAUUAAUGUCAACGAAACAUUCCACGUUCCAGGCUGGGUGGGCCACGAGAAAAUGUCUUGAAAAUGUCUAUGACUUAAAAGAAUCCAUUGAAGUGAAAAGGGUGGAUAUUGAUGAUUAUUUUAUUUGGGCUUGGCUUUCAACUUUAUCAUACGAACAAACGUCUCAAAAGAAGAAAAUCUUUGGCAGACCCCUUAUACUAGAGUUUGAAUUUGAUGGUUUUAAAAAAUGGGUCGUCUUUCAAGAAAUUGAUAUUACUUUGGAUUAUCAGAUCAAUGGAGACAAGAAAAAGAAAUUGCCUCAAAAUGUACCAGACUCUAAUGAAAAGAAAUUGAAGAAGGAGCCAUCCUUGCAAAAACCAACCGUGGAUCCAACGCAACCGGGUUCAAGAAAUAUUACACCAAUGUAUCAAAAAUUCCAAAGCGAAGUAUCUCAAGAUAGUAUAUCGACAGGCGAAUCUACUGGAAUAUACCAUACAGUCAUUACAAAGGAUGCUUUGCAAAAGAAUAGUAAUAAACAUAAUGUCAAUUUACAUUCCAUUGAACAGAAAUUUUCUAAAUGGAACCCAUUGAAUAAUCUUAGAAAGAAGAGUAAUAGUAGUAGUGGAUCCUCAUCGCUAGAUAUGAGGGAUACCUCUAUUACAACUGAGAAAUCGUUGCCAACGCAACCGGAUCGAUAUGUGAGAAAAGAAGAAAAACGCCCAACUACUGAAUAUUCUAUUCUGAGCUCAACUAAUUAUCAAUUACCAGAUAUAGAAAGAGACGAAGAAGGUUUUAAGAUCGACCUUCCGUCAAUCAUCGUUGACGAAAGAGAAGAGCCAAAUAACGCGUAUACUUCUUCAGUGAUCAAUCCACCGCCGUUAAUUGCAACAGAAACAUCUUCACCAUCAGUGACAUCUUCCUCUUUAUCUAAAAAAUCCCGAACACCAGUAAAUUCUACAGAAACUACAAUUGAAGAAUUAAAUGGUAUGGUGGAACAAAUGAUGUUAGCUGAGCAAUUGAGUACGGAACAGUUGGCUGAUUCACAAUCUCCGGUGCUCGAGCCUGAGAGAGCUACUGAAUCAACUGAAGCUGAAACUUUCGAAUCAUUGACAAAGUUCGAUCAGUAUAAACCAAGCAAGAUCAAUGAUACUACUCAAAAUAUGGAGGCGUCGCAAUCUAGCUCAGUGUAUUCUAGUAGGGUGCCUACAAUCCCCACUGUAACUCAAAAGACUGAAUUUGUCUCUAAUUUACCACUUCAAUCAAAUACUCAACCUACAUAUCCAAAGGUGAAACCAAUGCCAAAACAAGUUCCUGUAACCAAUAGGCAUUCUACAGGUUAUGAUAAUUACACACCAACUGCAUUACCUAUCAAUAGCAAUUUAAAUAAUAUUCCACCUCAAAACGCUAGUAAUAGAAAUUAUGACAAUACCAACCAGCAGUAUGCAUAUGAUGUUACAGCCCAACCUCCUCAACCGUAUAGACAGGAGGUAAGAACUCGGGCAGAAUCUUCUCCUAUGAGAGGUCCGAGAACAACCUCUCCUAUGAGAGGGCCACAAGUACCACAACCAAUGCCACAACCACCAUAUGCACAAAAUACUGGUACAUUGCCACCUCAACCAUAUCCUCCACCGGUAGCUGCUGGACCACCUCAGCCAUAUGGUCCAAUCCCAACUUCGAAAAGCACUUCAUUUUCUCAACAGCAAUAUCCUCCUGACGGAUACUCUCAAGUACCACCAGUACCGCAACCGACACUACCAUCCGAACAAUCUACACAAAGGCAAUAUGGUAGACCGCAGACGUACCCACAAGUUCAAAUGCCUACAUCACCAAUGCGAUCACCAAACCCUCGUGCCCCAAUGCAGCCAGGCCCAUAUAAUGCGGCACCUAGAGGAAGGUCGCAGCUCCCCACUCAACCACCUUCUGUUUAUUCCGGAUAUGUCCAUCAGGCUUCGCCUACCAGAUAUGGAGCUGGAGCAUACGUAUCUCCUCCGAUGUCUAACCAAAUGUCACCACAACAGCAACCAAUGCCUCUGGGUCAGAUGCCUGUUCAAGGAUACUAUUACAACAAUCAUGGUCAAGAAAUAUCCCAACAAGGUGGACAUGGCCAUGCAAGAGCAGGCUAUGGUAGAGGAAAGCAAGAAUUAUAUGGAAUUCCUGUGCAGACGAACGCUGGCAAUAAGCUACAUUCUGGAAACGUGAAGAAGAAGCAAGAUAGGAGGAAUUUAUACGAUAAUAUCCGGAAUGGUGACUUCGGGAUAUGA
Molecule: messenger RNA, 3345 nt
Organism: Naumovozyma castellii
Lineage: Eukaryota; Fungi; Ascomycota; Saccharomycetes; Saccharomycetales; Saccharomycetaceae
Gene: MSB1
Product: Msb1p
Exons: 1
Coding region: 1-3345 (1114 amino acids)
Source: RefSeq, a predicted model, not a curated record